Messenger RNA from Sinocyclocheilus grahami, 1526 nucleotides. It is a transcript of the gene rab11fip4b, whose product is annotated as RAB11 family interacting protein 4 (class II) b. NCBI's taxonomy places the organism in Eukaryota, Metazoa, Chordata, Actinopteri, Cypriniformes, Cyprinidae. Bases 18 to 1526 code for a protein of 502 amino acids. The transcript has 12 exons. Gene Ontology annotation, cellular component: cleavage furrow; recycling endosome membrane; midbody. The record is from RefSeq and is a predicted model, not a curated record. Gene Ontology annotation, biological process: endocytic recycling; regulation of cytokinesis.
CUAAACCAGCCUGAGCCAUGACAGAUCAUUUAGAAUGUAUUCUAGUACAGUCAGGACAGGUCAGGCCACCAGUUAUCAUGUCCAUGCUCGAGGAUGAGGAGGGUGAGGAAGGCAGAGGGGUGGAGCGAGAGUCAGACAGAGACAGUGCAGUAGACAGUGCUCUGUCGUCAGAGAUAUCGGAUGGAGGGAGAACUGGAGAAAAAGAGGAAGGGAUUGGGCUUUGCCUUCCAGGAGAAACGUGUGGUCAGAUGUAUAAUCGCUCCGAGACUUCUGAUAAUUCUACACGUUCAUCUGCCUCAUUAAAUGAGGAGCAGUUUGAGGACUAUGGAGAAGGAGAGGAUGGAGACUACACUCCAAGCAGCCCCUGUCCAGACGAUGAGAUCCGCUUUAAUGGAUGUUCAGAUCUGGGCUCUUCUGUUUCCUCCAGUGCUGGUCAGAGUCCUCGGAAGGUGCGCCAUGCUGGUAACCAGAUGGAUGUGUUUUGCUCUCAGUGUUGUAAAAGGGUCAGUCUGCUCAAUGACCUGGAGAACAGGCUGAAAAAUCUCAAAACCAACAGGCAGCUGCUCCACAACAGUAACCUCAGCAGUAUUAACGGCAGCACAGAGGAUUUGUUCCAUGACAGCAUUGACUCCUGUGAAAUAGACAUUACUGAGAAGGUGAGUUACUUGAACAAGAAAGUGACAGAGCUGGAAAAUGAGAUUCUGAUGAAUGGGGAUGUCAAGUCGAAGCUGAAACAGGAAAAUAUACAGUUGGUUCACAGGAUUCACGAGUUGGAGGAGCAGCUAAAAGACCAGGAGGCCAGAGCGGAGAACGUGAUGGAAGAGGAGCUCAGGAGACACAGAGAGGCCUACAGCCGACUGGAGAAAGACAAAAACACACAGAUAGAGCUGCUCACAAAUCGAGUAUACCAGCUAGAGGAGGAAAAUGGAGAGAUGGCAAUAAACAUGAACAGACUGAAAGCUCAGACAGAGAAACUGGAUGAGGAGAGACAGUGGAUGACAGAUAAGCUAGAGGAUACAAGCCUGCGGUUGAAGGAUGAGAUGGAUGUGUACAAGAAGAUGAUGGACAAGCUACGACAGAACAGAAAUGACUUUCAGAGAGAAAGAGAUACCAUGCAGGAGCUAAUUGAGGACCUUCGGCGAGAACUGGAGCACCUCCAAAUAUACAAGCUGGAGGCAGAAAGAAUGGGGCAUGGCCGCAGAUCUUCCAUUAGCCUAUCAGAAUACAGCACUCGAACACGUGAGAGUGAGCUGGAACAGGAGGUCAAGAGACUAAAACAGGAGAACCAGAAACUGAGGGAACAGAAUGAAGAUCUAAAUGGUCAGCUUCUCAGUCUGAGCCUCCAUGAGGCCAAAACCCUGUUUGCCACACAGACAAAAGCGCAGUCUCUGGCCAUGGAGAUUGAUCAUGCCUCCCGUGACCAGAGCCAGUACUUGCUUUACCACAGUGAAAACUGGACCACAGUGAACGGCCGCCGCAAGAGCAUCAUCUUCAUUCGCCAUCGUAUCACUAAUUACGAGCAAUAG